Schistosoma margrebowiei is the source of this 3300-nucleotide messenger RNA. The record is from the annotation of a GenBank genome assembly. Lineage: Eukaryota; Metazoa; Platyhelminthes; Trematoda; Strigeidida; Schistosomatidae.
GUUGAAUUUUCGUGAGAUCACAAGCUUAGUGUGUGCGGUACUUCAUAUAUUUAUAAUAUGCAGUUGGUUUUGUUCUAUUGUCGACUAGAUGACUUCAUUUCUCAAUCAAAAAGACUCAUUACCCCGAUUUCCAAAUCGUCGUCCUGAAUUUAUUCAAACUCCACCAUCACUAUUGCUAUAUUGAGAUUGAUUAUAAAGUGAAAAUUUCACUCUUUGGGAUGCGUGCUAAGCAAUUCAAAAUGUAUUUCUGCUUAUAAGCAGAGUACUUUUCGUAAGACAUACAUUGGUAUCCUAGUUUAUUCCUAUAGGGUUUAUUAGUUAGUAUGAUUCACGGAAUAAGAUCACUAGCGAUAGUCUGACAUCAGCCCUAAGGAAAGUAUACGUUGUUGUGGAUCUGUUUCCUGGCCGUCUAUGAAAAUUGGGGCUAACUUUGGUGUCGUCUUGCUGUUGGUCAGACUGUAAAAGUCCAGGUCUACGAUGUCUUAGCGAAAGCAGUUACGCCACGUAGUUUUAAAAGCUGGCCUCUCCAAGCUGGAGAUGUGGUGACUCUUUGUGUCAUCCAGUGGUAACAGUAUGUUAGUUAUACGGAAGUUAGGAAAUUUGUGUUUGGGUUUAGUGUUGAUUACUAAAUGUUACCAUCUUGGAAUACUGACUUCGAUGGCUUGAACAUGUUAUAAAUGUCAUCCCAAAUGUCUCCACAUUGUACAUUAAUUUUCAACUUUUGGACUUUGUGAAAAAAUCGAAUUAGUGACCUGUAGGUAACAUAGCGUCGUAGCACAAGAAAAUAUAGGACUGGCAUCCUUUCGUCCAUCACAACUACCUGGAUGAGAUUCUAGGGAUGGUGCAAUUCAAUGGUGAUAGGUACAAACAGUUUCAUACCUGCUCCUUACCAUGCAGCCUGGUGAGUCUUGGACAAUCUGUGGAGUAUGGUGGAAGUCAUCAGUUUUGAAGCAGUGAGCAGACCUGUACUCUGAUAAUUGCCGCAUAACUUACGUGUGACAUUUUCCAAGAUCGGAAUCACGAUCUGUUUAUUCCAGAAUGAUGUGAAACGCUUUGUACACUAGUUGUUUUCAAACAUUUUAGUCAGUUCUCUGACCAGGAUUUUCACUUCUUCUUAGAAAAGGAGAGGGGGGUUGUUGUUUUAGAUCGGUAACUUGUGACUUUUUAGGAGUAGAGGUUCUUUACGGAUACCUGGAUUGAUCUUCAUGGACUAAAGAACACAAAGCGAACUGAUUGAGGUUUUAAAUUAUUAAGGCGGUCAAACUAUUUUCCAGAGUGCUCUACUCGAUAUCCAAACGUCUUUAGAGGUUAAUGACUGGAGUACCAUCAACUUAACAGGUUAUUUUAUUGUCAGCGUACUUCUUUCUGCUUGUGGCUUAUGUAUGUUGAAAUAUCUUUGUCAGAUAACGGAUGAAACUUGCUAACACAUUCUGAUCACUAGAUAAAUCAAACUGUAAUCAAGUUUCUUAAAACUUUCUGAGGUAUGUUCCUGCUGUUAAACUCACAAUUCAACAGAUCAGACUAGUGUGCCUCCAAAAGUUUCAAGGAACCUACAGUAACCUAGUGUUUGUCAAACCACAGAUGAAUUUUCUCACCAUUUUCAUGAAAGUGUAGUUAGUGGUCGUCCUCAGUUGUCGAUGAGGUGGUUGCUAGCCUUGAAUCUAGAUCGUUUUGAUGUUCAGUUACAAUGAAAGAUGCCUCAUUUUGUAUGUAUCGAUCCGCUUCGAGGUUUUUUUCAAGAAGACUCAAGAUAAGCUUGACACGCAUAGACAUGACCAAAAUCUGAAUAGGUGCUCUAAGAAAUAGCACUCCCACAUAUAUGCAGCCCAUCCAGUGCUAAAUGCAGUAUGAUCAGUUUAAGUCCAGAUUUAAGCCUCGCAGCAAAAAUGCCAAUAGCAAAUCGUCAGUGACUGUAACAGAUGUUAGUUCUGACUAAAACAGGUUCUGAUAUAUACAUGGCUUCAGUAGACGAUGCCCUUUAUCCCACUUGUUAUCCAAAGACUUAUUUCUGUCUGCAAAUACAAGUCCUUAUCUAGCACCAAAAUAUUUUUCGAACGCGCCCUAUUGGGAUCGUUUAAUUAUUAGCAAAACUCAUUCUUUAUUGGGUCUGAAGCUCGAUCCGUCAGUGAGUAGGCAGGCGUUACAUAAAAGAGGUUUAUCAUGGUAGUUUUUUCCUGUUUUGGACCUUCUAGAUUAGCAGCGCAUGACUUAACAGAAAUGCAGUUCAUUGAUAAUGUCCACGAUAUAAGACGUAGUUCCACACCAACACGCCAGUUCCUUUGAGGCCCUGGAUCUACAUCACAGUGUGAAUAUUGGUUUCGGCGGGAUAAGAUAAACGCAUGGCUUCAGAAAAUCUGUAUCAGUCAUUGCAUUCGAUGACAAUAUUAAAAAGAUCAAUCAUUUACCGACUUGAGACCGAUUGGAGAGAACGAGGUUCAACAAGAAUGAACUUCUGAUGGAUGGCCGUGUCGAAUUGUACGAAGAAGUAAAACUUUAUCGUUCUGCACGCGAAAGAGAAAAGUAUGACAAUCUUGCUGAACUCUAUGCUGUUAUCAACACCAUACAAUGUUUACAAAAAGCAUAUAUUAAAGACUAUGUGGAAUCAAAAGAGUAUACUGCUGCCUGUUCAAAGCUUCUUGUCCAAUACAAAGCUGCAUUUAAACAAGUUCAAGGAGAUGAAUUUGCUACUGUAGAGGAUUUCAUGCGAAAAUAUAAAAUGGAUUGUCCAGCAGCUCUAGAGCGUAUUAAGGAGGGAAGACCGAUAACUAUCAAGGAUGAUAAACAAAAUAUAAAUAAAAGUAUUGCUGAUACUGUUUCUUUGUUUAUUACUAUUAUGGAUAAGCUGCGACUAGAUAUUCGCGCAGUGGAUGAACUCCAUCCAGAUCUUCGAGAAUUGUAUGAAACUCUUUAUCGGUUGAGUAUUCUACCUGCAGAUUUUGAGGGUAAAGAUAGAGUGAAAGCCUGGCUAGACAAAAUGGAUCAAAUGCAAGCGUCUGAUGAAUUAUCUGAAGCUGAAGUACGACAGAUGCUUUUUGAUUUAGACUCUGGAUAUAAUGCCUUCAAUCGGACAUUGCAUUCUGGCCAGUGAAUACUCAACAAGAUAUAUAUAUAUAUAUAUAUAUAUAUAUAUAUAUAUAUAUAUAUAUAUAUAUAUAUAUAUAUAUAUAUAUACCUAAUAUGCUCUUCAAAGUAGAAAAAUUUCUUUUUAUACUUAACUUCUAUUAUUUAAUUGCUUCUUUUCUUUUAACAUUCGUGUAAAUUAAAGACUGUUACAAGAAAUUAAAAGUAAUAUUGUGGUUA